Messenger RNA from Cylicostephanus goldi, 492 nucleotides. The record is from the annotation of a GenBank genome assembly. NCBI's taxonomy places the organism in Eukaryota, Metazoa, Nematoda, Chromadorea, Rhabditida, Strongylidae.
CUGACCAUUUUAGGCAGUACGAUAGGAACCUGCCCAGCCUUACCAGCUCCUUUAUCUGGCACCGUCACCUAUACUCCAAGCGGGAGCUUUGGCACUUAUCCAUCCGGGACCACCGCCUUACUUACCUGCAACCUUGGUUAUACGGUCUCUGGUACAUCAGCCAGUACCUGCUCUAAUGGUGUGUGGAUCCCAGCGACUCUGGGGACAUGCAUACAAGGUUUGGGAGGUCUUGGAACGAAUAGCGUACUCGAAUGUCCAAACCCAAGCGUUAUCAAUGGACAAGUCACUUAUUCGGGAGGAACAGGAAAUAUGUUUGAUUUUGACAAACCAUCGGGCACUGUCGCGACGCUGUUGUGCAACCCCGGCUUUACUCCAUCAGGUGCGACGACUGCCACAUGCCAAGGUGGCACCUGGAUCCCAACUUUGGGCAUGUGUAUGGCCUCCUCGGGUGGCUUGCUUCCAGGUAUCUCUAUGGAUUAUAAUUGUUGCUAA